AUGGGGCUCCUGGACGCAGAGCCCGGCAGCGUCCUGAACGCGAUGUCCACGGCGCUCAACGACACGGUGGAGUUCUACCGCUGGACCUGGUCCAUCACAGAUAAACGUGUGGAAAAUUGGCCUCUAAUGCAGUCUCCAUGGCCUACACUUUGUAUAAGUACCCUUUAUCUGCUGUUCGUGUGGCUGGGCCCAAAGUGGAUGAAAGCCAGAGAACCUUUUCAGAUGCGCUUAGUGCUCAUACUCUAUAAUUUUGGGAUGGUUUUGCUUAAUCUUUUUAUCUUCAGAGAGUUAUUCACAGCAUCUUAUAGAGCAGGAUAUAGCUAUAUUUGCCAGAGUGUGGAUUAUUCUGAUGAUGUUAAUGAAGUCAGGAUAGCUGCUGCUCUGUGGUGGUACUUUGUAUCUAAAGGAAUUGAGUAUUUGGACACAGUGUUUUUUAUCCUAAGGAAGAAAAACAACCAAGUCUCUUUUCUUCAUGUAUAUCAUCACUGUACAAUGUUUACAUUGUGGUGGAUUGGAAUUAAGUGGGUCGCAGGGGGACAAGCAUUUUUCGGAGCCCAGCUGAAUUCCUUCAUUCAUGUGAUUAUGUACUCAUACUAUGGGCUAACUGCAUUUGGCCCAUGGAUUCAGAAGUAUCUUUGGUGGAAACGAUACCUGACCAUAUUGCAGAUGGUUCAGUUCUUUGUGACCAUUGGACACACAGCAAUGUCUCUCUACACGGAUUGCCCCUUCCCAAAGUGGAUGCACUGGGCUCUGAUUGCCUACACAAUCAGCUUCAUAUUUCUCUUCCUCAACUUCUACAUUCGGACAUACAAUGAGCCUAAAAAAUCAAGCACUGGAAAAACAGCUGUGAAUGGUAUUUCAGCCAAUGGUGUGAGCAAAUCAGAAAAACUGGUGGUAGAAAAUGGAAAAACCCAGAAAAAUGGAAAAGCAAAAGGAGAGUAA
Messenger RNA from Pipistrellus nathusii (Nathusius's pipistrelle), 942 nucleotides. The record is from the annotation of a GenBank genome assembly. Lineage: Eukaryota; Metazoa; Chordata; Mammalia; Chiroptera; Vespertilionidae.